Molecule: messenger RNA, 3952 nt
Organism: Sebastes umbrosus (honeycomb rockfish)
Lineage: Eukaryota; Metazoa; Chordata; Actinopteri; Perciformes; Sebastidae
Gene: scn1ba
Product: sodium channel, voltage-gated, type I, beta a
Exons: 6
Coding region: 2207-2890 (227 amino acids)
Biological process (GO): sodium ion transport; cardiac muscle cell action potential involved in contraction; regulation of heart rate by cardiac conduction
Cellular component (GO): voltage-gated sodium channel complex
Molecular function (GO): sodium channel regulator activity
Source: RefSeq, a predicted model, not a curated record
UAAAUAAAUUAAAUAAAUUAAAUAAAAUAAAUAAAAAGAGAAAUAAUGGUGACCCCACCCCCACAAAUAGAUCUCUCUAUAAUACUCUGGGGAAUGUGUUUAUAAAUAUAGGAAUAGGAAUUGGAAAUAAGUGUUCUGACUUUUAACAUGGUAUGUCUUUGGAUUUAAUGUGUUUUCCAGAUCCAUUAAUCAUUUUUCUUUUUUUUUUAAUCUAAAUGUUUAAUGUAAAACAGCUCUGUCUUAUCUGUCAUAUAUAAUUCUCCUCUAAUAUAAAAGCCUUACACAGUUUAUCUGUGAUAUCAGUGUCUGACUAUUUGCCAACACGUGGUGGUUUCCAGAAGAGAUGAAAACAUCACAUAAAAUAACUGUUGCCAUAACAACCACUCUCCUCCUCCUCCUCCUCUUCUUUCUCCAUCCCUCUGCAGCGUCACGCCCUCUCUCCUCCUCUUCCUCCUCCUCCUCCUCCUGUAUGCACCUCCCUCCCCCAGCCUUCACCCAUUCCAAAGACUGAUGAGCGUGGCAUCCUUCCACUGACACACCAUGUCAUUUCUGGAGAUUACUGAUUGGUUUUUCUUUUCCUCCUCUGUGUGUGUUUUCCCUUCCUGCUUUUCUUCAUCUUGACGUCUCACUCAGCGUCUCCAGGAGGAAUAUGCGGCUCUCCAAAGGACAUUUCCUUCUUGAAGGCAAUAAGAAGAAGGAGACGUGAGAUUUUUUGUCUGUUUUUUUUUUUCUUCCUGUGUCCUGCUCUGAUCCUAAACAUCUCUCCGAAGUGUCUCCGGUGUUCCAGAGGAGCGACGUCCAGCAUCUGACCCAUCAUCAUCAUCAGCAGGACGAGACUGUUCAGGGAGAGCAGGGAGGCAGGAUUAGCUUUUAAAAAAAGAGGUGACAGGUAAAAGGAUGCAGAUGUGCUGCGUUUAGAGGAUUUAUUUCUUUUUAAAAAGAGAACGGAUUUUAUGCAUUUUUAGCAAACUGAUUCCAGACUGUAUUCUCUUGUGUGAUCACCCUUUUUUUAGCCUCCAAAUACGCACAGAUGGUGCAGACAGUGGUGUAAAUAAACCCCCACUGAUCUGUUCAGACCGGAGUCAUGUGCUGCUGCUGCUGGUGACCCCAUCUGAGCACCUGUGUUGUUGCAGCCAAGUCUGUGAGCACAGACAGCAGCUAUACAAGCAAAAAAACCACAUGGCUUCACUGAUGUGCACCAACAGCAGUAGCUGAUCUCACAUGAAUAAGUAAACUCUGCCCAAGAUCGCUUACUACAGCGUCACCUGAAGAGAUAUGUGGUUGUGAAGCUGCAAUUUGGACUGUAGAAAGAAAACAAUAUCACCGAUGUGAGGCAAUAACACUAAAAGCCAAAGAGAGGUGGAAACGAGCGAGAGAGGAUACUUCACACUGCUUCCAUUUGCUACUCAGACUGUCCUUUUAGGUCAUCUAUCUGCAGUCUCACAUGAUGUGAAAGUGCAGCUGAAAUUGUUUCCUGUCAAAGGCAUUCAUGCACGCAACUUUUCCACAUAUUAACAGAACUUUCAACUGCACAAUCACGCUUUAACUCUCUCACACGCUGUCUUCCUCCUAAAAGUCUUCCAGUAGCUUUUAGGGUUAAUCGCUGACAGUGCCGUUUAUCGGCCAGUCUUGGCAGCGUGUGCUGUGCAUUAUUCGGUGCACACGGUCUCAGUGUUCAGCUAAGCAGGCCUCGGGGUGUGCCACACAGUAUAAAUAGUUGAACAAAAGCCCUUUUGGUUGCUGACAAGAGGCCGAAACCUGAAACUCUGGAGUGAUUCCUCCCUCUGGUAACUCUACCCGCUCACACACACACACACAAACACACAGAGAGGCUGGACUAAAUGGAGUGAUUUGGAUCCAGAGAGGGCGAAGAGACGAGGCAUCAGGGCACACGCCUCCCACAACGCUGCUGCUGCUGCUGUCAGGUUUUUCAGGUGCUCAAGAAGACCAGAUCAGCAAGAAGAAGACCCACCCACCCCUCCUUCCAGCCCUUGUAUGAGCUGGAAAAAAAAGGAGAAGAAGAAGAAGACACCCUGGCAUCUUAGAGGUUUUCACCACCAAGCUGGGAAAAGCUGCUGUAUAGAUCUGUCCUGUGUCUCCCAAUCUGAAGUGUGUCUGUGUGUGUGUGUGUGUGUGUGUGUGUGUGCGUGCGUGGUGUGUUUUGAAGCCGCUGGAGGCCACCACCAGUCUUCUUUCUCCUGUCAGGAUGUCUGCAGUACAAGAGCUGCUGCUGCUACCUCUGGCCCUCCUGGCACUUCAAGCGUCUCUGUGCCAUGGAGCCUGCGUGGAGGUGGACUCAGACACAGAAGCCGUGGUCAACAAAGGCUUCAAACUGGGCUGCAUCUCCUGUAAGAUGAGGGGCGAGGUGAAGGCCACGGCCCAGGUCAACUGGUACUUCAAGGCUUCAAAUGAGACUAACUUCACCCUUAUAUACAACUAUGAAAAUAAAAACUCUUCUGUCAUCGACCCACGCUUCGAAAAGCGUCUUGACUGGAACGGAAGCAAGGACACUGUCGACAUACAGGACGGCUCCAUCUACAUCCUCAAUGUGAGCUUCGAUGACAUGGGGACCUACAGGUGCUUCUUCGACCGCACCCUCAAGUAUCUGCACCCUCAAAUACCCGACUACGAGUAUCCAACCCGAACCAACAAGACUUUCAUCCUGAGAGUGGUGCCACAACUCACCAGGGGACUGGCAUCCAUCUUGUCUGAGGUGAUGAUGUAUGUCUCCAUCAUCGGGCUGCAGGUGUGGCUCGUGAUUGAGAUGAUUUACUGCUACAGGAAGAUCGCAGCCGCAGGAGAGGAAGCUCUGAGAGAGAGCGCGGCGGAGUAUUUAGCUAUAGCAUCGGAAAGUAAAGAUAAUUGUGCAAGUGUACAAGUGGCAGAAUAGCACCGGUCAAGGAGGAGUUCAAGAUUGCUUCCUUGAGGAAUCUCACAUUCCUACGUCGAGGCCCUCUCCUCUCACCGUCACUCACAUCCCGCCAUCCUCUUCACAUGAUGGAAAAAUCGAACCAAAGAGAGGAGGAAGAUCUUCAUAGAAAGUUUUUUCGAGUGACUUUCUGCAAAACGUUGGAAAGGACUGAACUGUAUCCUGUUCUGAGGGACAGGAGGACAACGGGACAGAGAGAGGGUUGAACUGUAUAUAGGUGUAUACAUAUACGCACAGAUAAUCUUAUAUAUACUGUAGAUAUUAUAUUGUAUAUCAACUAUAUCUGCAUGCUUAUGAGCUAAUCCAAACGACCAGCAUCAUGCUUCUGAUGUUCAGUCAUGUUUUUAUCAGUUAUAUUAAGUUUCAUUUCACACAGCGUGUUGGCGUUUGACCGAUACCGGUUUUAUAAAACCGACUUUUAACUGAACCUGUGUCAGUGUUUCCUCUGUGGGUUUACACACGCUGUGUAAAUACUAGUAAAGACUAAAUUUGACCGCAGAUUUUCUUGCUGUUGUGACGUAACGCUACUAGAAGGCACGGAGGAAACACUUUUGCAACAGCGGAUAUUAAAUGUUUCAUUUUGAUCAGUUUUAAUGCCAAAAAAAAGUAUUUUUUUGCAGAAUUUCAUCAAAAUCUCUCUCAGAAAACAAACUUCAGGCCAAAAUUGGACCCAAUAAAUGAAAAAUACAAACGUAAUAGGAGGUCCAUCAUAUCAGAAGUGGCCGCAUCAGGCCAAUAUUAAACUUUAAGGACACUCAUCGACAUUUAAUUAGCUUGAUAAAUUGAGAAACCAAAAAUCAACGGUCCGACUGACAGCUUAUCCAACCCUUUUAUAUGUGACGUCUCACCCGUCUUUUAUGGUAUCAAAAAACUAGUUAAAACCAAAUUUAUCACAAUUACGAACACUUCAACGUACAUCAACGUGAAAAGAACUAUCUAAAAUGACAGAAACUGUCUUUGGGAAAAAUGUAUUUUUAAUAAUUGUUUUAAAUUAGUUUAUUUUUUUUUCUUAGCAACGCAAUU